AUGUUGCUCAUCGAUACGCCUGGUUUGGAUGUGAUGGAAUACGUGACAGCCAAAUUGAGCACCGAAAACGUGACCUUUUGCUAUGUAUUCGACGCAAGCCGACAGGAUGGUUUACGCUUAGUCAUGGAAUGCAUUAAGAAAACAGCGGCGAUUCGGGGGAAAGAAGUUGGCUACCUCAUUGGCACCCACCACGAUCUGCGGGAUGGCUCGGUAAUACCUCAGAUAGAUGGGGCUACGGUGGCCGAAGAAAACAAUUUGUACUAUGUACAAUUUGACAAGAACAUGCGCACUGAUGACCUCGAAAAAGAAAUGCUGCAAGAAUACACGCGCAAGCUCGAGUCAAAUGUCAGAUCCAAA
Mesorhabditis spiculigera is the source of this 357-nucleotide messenger RNA. The record is from the annotation of a GenBank genome assembly. Lineage: Eukaryota; Metazoa; Nematoda; Chromadorea; Rhabditida; Rhabditidae.